AUUAGUAGCAUUUAAGUUUAAAGUACACUGAACGACUGGCCUUAAAGGUCACACCUGACGUCAACAUUUAACUCAACUGUACAUCCGACAACAUAAUUCUGUUCUGUUUUUUCGUGCAUUUGUGAACAGUUUAAUAUGUGAACAUGUCAUCUGAUUUAAGUUAAGAUUGAUCAUUUGAAAUUUCUAUAACCCAUCAUAUAAGUUCACAGUAGAGGUAAAUGUUAUGGUAUAAGAAUAGUAAUGAGACCUGCGGUGUUUUGACAAGCAGUGACAGGAAGCAGAACUGGAGGUGGUAGAAACAAGGAUGCUGGGAUUUUUAAUAUUUAAGUCCAGGAUGGAUGGAUGAAAGUCUGGGGAACAGCCACGUUUGAGAUUAUGUUAUAGAAACAAGACAACUUUGAGACCAUGCAGCCAUCUUCCUGUGACACCUUCGUGGCCCUGCCCCCCUCCACUGAGGGACACCGUGUCAUCUUUGGGAAAAACGCUGACCGGCCAUGUGAUGAAGUCCAGGAGGUUGUUUAUUUUCCUGCUAAAGACUACAGUGCAGGGGAGAAAGUGGAAUGCACAUACAUAGAGGUUGACCAGGUUCCCCACACAUACGCUGUUGUGUUGAGUAAACCAGCCUGGAUGUGGGGAGCAGAGAUGGGUGCAAAUGAACAUCAAGUGUGCAUCGGUAAUGAGGCCGUAUGGGGCAGAGAGAGUGCAGAUGAUGACGAGGCUCUUCUGGGCAUGGACUUACUCAGACUGGGACUGGAGAGAGCUGACAAAGCUGAGAAAGCAGUGAAUGUCAUAGCAGAGCUGCUGGAGAAAUAUGGUCAGGGUGGAGCUUGUAUGGAGGACCAGUGUGGCUUCACCUACCACAACAGCUUCCUUAUCACAGACAGGAAGGAGGCCUGGCUGCUGGAAACAUCAGGGAAGUACUGGGCUGCUGAAAGAGUCAAAGGGGGAUAUCGAAACAUCUCAAACCAGUAUAGCAUUACUACAAAGAUAGACAAGGAACAUCCAGGGAUGAGGGAGUACGCUCGGAGCAAAGGCUGGUGGAAUGGAAAAUCCCAGUUCAACUUUGCCACAGUCUACUCCUUCACCACUACAGCCAGGAUAGAAGCUGCUGGGAGUCGAUACUACGACGGCAAAAAGCUGCUGGAAAGGAGCAGCGGUCACAUCACUGCUGAGACCAUGAUGGAUAUUUUGAGGGAUAAAGACAGUGGCAUCAACAUGGAGGGGAUGUUCCUGAGUGCAGGAAGUAUGGUGUCUGUGAUUCCCACCAACCCUGACCUGCCAGGAGUUCACUAUUUCACAGCUACUCCAGACCCAGAAAGGUCAGUUUUUAAGCCCUUCAUCUUUGUAAAACAUGCUCAUCAGCUGAAGCUGACGACUUCUCCGUGUUACGGUCCAAAUGAUCCGGUCAAGAAGAAACCUCGUUUCCAGAGUAAACCUGACCGCAGACAUGAAUUAUUUAUCAAGCAUGAGGUUGUGGCAGCUGCCAUCGACUCAUACAAGGACAAAGGAAAGAAGAUCACAGACGGUAUGAGGCAGCUGGAAAAGAAGUCACUGACAGAGAUGGAAGAGAUUCUUUCGAAUGGCAUCGAUCAACCAGAUUUUUUGGUGGAUUUGUUUCCCAGCUGUGUCCAGAAGGAGGUGGAUUUUUACAGCAAAAACUUUAAAUGACCUUUGUCUGAAGAAAUUGAAAAACGACAACUAGAGCCUUAUGUUUGGCUCAAAGAAAACGAAGACCACAAUUUUAAGGUUUAUUGUACAUUUAAUUCUAAACCAAAAUCAUAAAUAUGUAGCUUCUGACAGAACAUUUCUGCAAAUGCUUUAUUAAAUAAAAGUAAAAUCUAUUUAAUUUAUCAUUUAAAAACUCAAAUCUCAGCAUUUGUAAAAAAGUAAUUAUCAGAUAUGUUGGAAAUUAGCAGAGAAAUAAUGCUAAGACUAAAUAUUUGUUUUAUUUCCCUGUAGAUUUAUGACACAGUAAAGCAGGAUCAUAGAAUUUCAGACACUUUCAGUCUGUUUACUUUAUCACUUGAAUUACUUGCGAUAGAUAGUAUUACAAUACUGGAUUUCUGACAAAUUGUCUUCAGCACAGAGCCUCUUUAAUGUAUUAAAAGCCUGCGUGCUGAUAAGGUGCAAAAUCAUGAGCGCACCAAAAUAUUUAAUUCCAACUUUCUUUAUCUGCACAACUCACACAGUUCAGAUAACCAGUGCAAUCAUAAUUUCACAUCACCAACUUUCCAUGUAAAAUAAUGAUAGUUCGCAUUCACACUCAGUGUCACUCAACGGUACCACCAACCUUUAAAAAUAGAACUAAAAUAUAUUAAAAUAAACCACUUUCCUUUGGCAAA
Cynoglossus semilaevis (tongue sole) is the source of this 2342-nucleotide messenger RNA. RefSeq names its product secernin 3 (gene scrn3). The record is from RefSeq and is a predicted model, not a curated record. Lineage: Eukaryota; Metazoa; Chordata; Actinopteri; Pleuronectiformes; Cynoglossidae. Gene Ontology annotation, molecular function: cysteine-type exopeptidase activity; dipeptidase activity. Gene Ontology annotation, biological process: proteolysis. The transcript is spliced from 8 exons. Bases 406 to 1668 code for a protein of 420 amino acids.